CCUCCUCCUCUCCUCUCCCCUCCUCCGCCAUGUCCCUCAGCGGCUGUCCCAGGACCCUCUGCUCCGGCUCCCUCGGGGGCCCCCAGUGCACCGCGGGCCCCUCCUGCAGCUCCCACCCCAGCAACCUGGUCUACAGCUCGGCCCCCUGCGCCCCCAGCCUCUGCCCUCGGGGCCCCUCUCCCCCCAGGGGCCGCCAGGGGACCUGCCGGGAGCCCCCCAGCUGCCCGACGCCCCGCCGUGGCCCCAGGACCCCCUCGCCCUGCCGUGGCCCCAGGACCCCCUCGCCCUGCCGUGGCCCCAGGACCCCCUCGCCCUGCUGUGGCCCCAGGACCCCCUCGCCCUGCUGUGGACCGAGGAUCCCGAGGACCCCGAUGUCCUGCUGUGAUCCGAAGACCCCCGUGCUCUGCGGUCCCAGCAGGACCUGCCCUGGGGCUCUGGGCUGUGGGUCCCCGGGCGCCAGGCCCCUGGGUGGCGGGGCCUGUGGCUCCGUCCUCUGA
This is a messenger RNA of Pipistrellus kuhlii (Kuhl's pipistrelle), 497 nucleotides long. RefSeq names its product small proline-rich protein 2H-like. The record is from RefSeq and is a predicted model, not a curated record. Bases 30 to 497 code for a protein of 155 amino acids. The transcript is spliced from 3 exons. Lineage: Eukaryota; Metazoa; Chordata; Mammalia; Chiroptera; Vespertilionidae.